Linnemannia hyalina is the source of this 1848-nucleotide messenger RNA. NCBI's taxonomy places the organism in Eukaryota, Fungi, Mortierellomycota, Mortierellomycetes, Mortierellales, Mortierellaceae. The record is from the annotation of a GenBank genome assembly.
AUGGUUAAAAAGCAAUUCAUCGAUAGGAAGAACGCCCGUCAUUUCCAUUUGGUCCAUCGUUCCCAGCGUGACCCCCUCUCUCGCGAUGAGUCCGCCCCCCAGCGAGUUCUGAAAGAAGUCAUCCCCUCCAACCUUAUCGGAAAAGUCGCUCUCCCCCAGGAAGAGUUUGACGGCGAAGCAUACUCUGACGGCGAUGACGAUAUCUUUGGAGAGCAUGGUACAGAGGACGGGAUCAAUUAUGGUACCUAUGACCGUGAGGACGGGGCGGUCGAAUUGCUUGAGGCACCCGUUGCUGCGGGCAAGAAGAAAAAGGACACUGCUAAGAACGAGGAGAAAAUUGGAGAGGCGGCAAUGUUGGGAUUGGUAGGCGAUGACUACAACGACGGCUCAUACGACUACUCGCAGCAUUUCAAGGAGAUUGGAACCUCGUCUGAGGGUGUCUUCAUGGCCGCACCCAAGGUCGCCGCUCAACAAAAGAAGGCCGCUCAACAGUCUCGUGGAAUCCAGUUUACAGAUGUGGACGCUGCUGGUGAAAUGGCUCGCGAGAAUGUUGGAGCUGCUGCAGGAAAGAAGAAGGGCAAGAUCCAGUUGCCCUUGGGUGUCUUGCAAUCGAGGGAAGAGUUGGACUUUGCUGAUGUCUACCAGAGCGCUGUGCCCAUGGGUCUUCAGCCUGAUAUGCCCUUUGAUAUUCGUCAGACCUUGGAGGCUUUGGAGGAUGAAGAGUUUGUGGACGGAGAUCUGGACGAGUCUUUCUUUGACCAGCUGGAUGAGGAUGGCGUUUUUGAGGAGGAGGAGGUCGAGGAGUACUAUGAGGACGAGGACGAGGAUGGUGAGGAGGGCGCCCGUCAGGGAUGGGAGGCUGAUUUCAAAAAGUUCAAGAAGGCACAGCAAAACCAUUCGGACGACGAUUCAUUCGAAGGAUCUGAUGACGAACACAGCCAGACCUCUCGGUCAUCCCGCCGCCCAGCCGGUGCCUCUGCUUCGACCUUUUCCAUGUCGUCCUCCGCCAUGUUCCGUAACGAGAACCUGACACUCUUGGACGAGCGGUUCGACAAGAUUGAGCGCGAUUACGAGUCGGAUUCGGACGAUGAUGAGGACGAAGGCACAGAUUUCAAGGGCGAGGAGCUCCGCAAGGAUUUCGACUCGAUUCUGGACGAUUUCUUGGACAAGUUUGAGAUUGUGGGUUCCAAGAUGGUCCCAAGACUAGAGGGCGCGACCUCAGAGAACAAGUUGAGCACCAUCCGUAAUGCUCUUCUUGUGGACGAGGGCGAGGAGGAGCGUUCGGUGGCGACGACUGUUGGAGGCACUCGCCGGCCCAAGAAAAACCUGGACAACGAUAUCGCGACCGAGUUGCAGACGGAUUUCAGGAGCCGUGCCGAGAGGAUGCGUGAUAACUGGGAUGUGCAGACCAUCCUGAGCACAUACUCCAACCUCGACAACCACCCUGGCAUGAUCAAGGAGCAGCGUCGCCGCAGGAUACACAUCGACCCUAAGACCGGUAUGCCCGUCGUCACAGAGAAGCUCUCCAAGAAGGCAUUACAGCGUCAGGCCGAGGUUGCGGCUGCUGAGGAGGCCGCUGCCAAGGCUGAGAACGGUGAUGCUAGUGAUGAUGAGUUUGAUGAGGAGGAUGACUCUGAAGACGAGGAGGCUGAGAACCUGGGUGUUAAGCGUAACAAGGCCGAGACCAAGGAGGAGAAGAAGGCACGUAAGGAGGCUAUUAAGCAGGAGAAGAAGAGCCGUCGUGAGACCAAGAAGGCGACCAAGACUGCAUUCGCCAACGAGAAGAACCGACAGGAGAAGGUCAUGAAGAACAUCAAGAAGGAUCAGGGCGUCACGCAUCUGGACUAA